AUGUCGACACCUCUCAAGUCAUAUCUCGGCCGAUCCAUCGAUCUCCUGCGUCGAAGCACUGCAAAGGUGGUACAGAGUGAACCCACUCCUACAGCAUUACCAUCCACAAUAUUCUCAUUCGACUCGUCUCAUCCCCCUGUGGACAAGAUCGAUCAAUUCGGAUUAGGUUCAGAUAUCGAAGUUGGGGGUCUAUCUACUUGUAAUCUCGCUCUCAUCCCUUCUUCUUCCUCCGCCCCUUCUUCACCUCCACCACCCACUUCGAAUGGUGAUGAUGAAGGCGCAGAAUCAAGUUACUCACAUAUGGCAUUCUAUGGAUACCUGUCGACGAAAAUCCCACAAAGCAAAUUAGGUCAAAUCCGAACGGGAUAUGCGGGAUUCAGGAAUAUCUCUAAACCCACUUUGUUCGGUCAGGAUAAUUGGGAUUUGGAAUUGUAUAGUCAUCUAAAAGUCAAAGUGGGUUAUCGAGGUUGGGAGGGUUGGAGGAAUAGAUGGGUCCUCAACAUUGGUAUUGAUGGUAGACCCAAAUCAGAUGUCUUUCAACAUCGACUCGAACUUCCACCCACCCCUUCAUCCUCAUCAUCUAAAAUACCUUUAGAUCCAUUCGCCUUCCCUUCCCAACCCACAUCAUUCUCCACUCUCUACCUUCCCCUCUCGUCAUUCGUCCUAAUCAAAAAAGGUGUCAUAUCGCAUUCCCCUAUACCGAUGCCCAAAUCGUCCAUACGAACUAUAGGUUUUGCCCUAUUAGGUAGGGAUAGAGGGGACGAUGGGCCCUCUGCCCCGACUCAGAGCCAACAGGGUCUGUUGAAGUCUUUCAGGUUGGGCGGAUGGGGUAAAUCGGAUGCUAGUGAGGUAGAGGAUGAUAAGGAAUUGAAAGCUCUUUUGGAAGAGGAUCAACCUCCCACAUCGGCGCAGGCUCAAACGCAAAUACCAAGGAGAUCUACUGGCUCACCAACUACAGGAUAUCAUAGAGUAGGAGGGGGUACGACCGAGAAAACACCUGCCUCGACUGCCCGUAAUGGUGGGAUUGACGAGGUGACAAGCGGACAGGAAGAGAGAGAAGGGUAUUUCGAACUUUGUGUUAAAAGUGUGGAGGCUGUCAGGUGGGAUCCAGAGUCGGAUGAGGUCGGGGAUGUAUGA
Messenger RNA from Kwoniella mangroviensis CBS 8507, 1137 nucleotides. RefSeq lists its product as uncharacterized. NCBI's taxonomy places the organism in Eukaryota, Fungi, Basidiomycota, Tremellomycetes, Tremellales, Cryptococcaceae. The record is from RefSeq and is a predicted model, not a curated record. The transcript is spliced from 3 exons. Gene Ontology annotation, biological process: mitochondrial electron transport, NADH to ubiquinone; NADH dehydrogenase complex assembly. The coding region runs from base 1 to 1137 and encodes 378 amino acids. Gene Ontology annotation, cellular component: mitochondrion.